This is a messenger RNA of Miscanthus lutarioriparius, 1695 nucleotides long. NCBI's taxonomy places the organism in Eukaryota, Viridiplantae, Streptophyta, Magnoliopsida, Poales, Poaceae. The record is from the annotation of a GenBank genome assembly.
AUGGUGGCGGACGCGGCGCAGCAGGGCCCGCGCGGCCACCGGAGGCGCGGCGGCGGGGACGCCACGCGCGUGCGCCCGCGCGCCUGGUGCUGCUCCUUCGGUGGCGCGCCCGACAGUCCCGACCUCCGCCCGCUGCCCUCCUCGGCCGCGUCCCCGGCAGCGGCGGGGCCGGGGAGGAAGCUGCCGCCCAAGUCCCCAUCGUCGGCGGCGGCGUCCUUCUAUGGCUCGCCGACCUCGUCCAGGCUCGCGGGCCUCGGCGGCCUCAUCGACCCGCGCCGCAUCCUCUCGCCUGGCCGCGUCUCCCCCAUCGACCCCGACGCCGGCGCGGUCCCGCCGCCGCCCCUCCCGGUCCCGCUCCCUCCACCGCCUCCGCCGGCUUCCUCAGUUGAGGAUUCGGCAGCUGUGGGCCCCGCCGAGCAGCCGGCGGCGGUGCUGCUGGCAUCGGCAUUGCCAUCGGCCACGGUGGCGGCGGCGCCGCCGCCGGUGUUGGCCGUGCGGGAGGAGGCGGACGCGGGUGGCGUGCUGGAUCUGAGGCUCUUCCUGCGGGGGAGGGACGGGAGGUGCGUCCUCAUGGAGGUCGACUCCACGGUGCUGUGCGGCUGCAGCGAUUUCUUCGCCGCCAUGGCCCCGCGCGAGGACGCUGCUGGCGCUGGCGCUGUAGGGAAGAGGAUCGAGGUGGACGGGGUGGAGAAUUUGGAUGCUUUCAGGGCCGCGGUGGAGCUCAUGUACGACCCUUAUCCUUUGCGGUGUCUUGCAGCUGCCGGCGUGUCGAGGGCCAUAGAUGUGCUUGAGGUAUGCUCCUCUAUCAUGUUCAGCAAGGGAAUCAAAUCAUGUUUGACAUACAUAGAAGCUGUUCCCUGGAAUGAGAAUGAUGAGGAGAAGCUGAAGAAUCUCUUUGCAAGAUUCACUUUUGACGAAGCAAUAUUCCAGGAUAUACUGGCAAGAUUGCGGCCACACAACUGGAAAAACUCAGAUGACCUCACUGUACAGCUUAUUCAAUCUGUCACUAGCAGCACCAGCACUGUGGCCAGAAAAGACAUGCAAUCUUUGGUAAAUGGUCUUCUAAGCAAAAGUUCAGUCUAUCAAAAGGACUCGUCAGGGCUAAACAAGGAGAGCCUGUACCAGAUCUGUUAUUUAUGUCUGGAGUCACUGGUUGAUCUCUUUGAAGAGGCCAGCGAACCAACAGAUUAUACAGGUCAGGCUGUGGCAGUUAGAGGGAGUAAAUCACUGAUUGAGCGAGUCUCUAGGCAAGCAGAGAACCUCAAUUGGCUCUUGGAGAUUCUAGUAAACAAUGAUAUUGCAGAAGAAUUUGUAGAACUGUGGGCAAAGCAAGACAGGCUCAUUAGGAUGCACAAGCAAGCAUCAGCGAUGGUCAGGUAUGAGCUAAGCCGAAUAUCAGCUGGUGUGUUCAUUGCACUUGGUAAAGGAAAAGUGCAGUGUCGUGGUGACGUACGAAGCCUCCUCUUUCAUGGAUGGUUCAGCACAAUGUUGUUGGAUUUUGGCUGGCUUCAGCGCUGCCCCAAAGGUCUAGACCUAAGAUCGCUGGAGGAGAAUUUAGGGCGAGGCCUUUUAACCCUCCCUCUCAGGCAGCAGCAAUGUUUGUUCGAGGAAUGGUUCCAGUUCUAUGCGACCAAAGGAGCCGAGUGCCCGAACCUUAUUAGAGCAUUCCAGUUUAGCUCUUCCCAUUGUAUGUGA